Trypanosoma rangeli is the source of this 3300-nucleotide messenger RNA. RefSeq lists its product as uncharacterized. Lineage: Eukaryota; Euglenozoa; Kinetoplastea; Trypanosomatida; Trypanosomatidae. The transcript has a single exon. Bases 1 to 3300 code for a protein of 1099 amino acids. The record is from RefSeq and is a predicted model, not a curated record.
AUGCAGCAGAAAGUACUUAUCGUCACGCCAGUUGCCUUGUUUGAGGUUGUGGAUGGAAAGACCGUGGAACGUGGGAAUUGCGCGUGUGCGGUCGUGGGGCUUCCCGCAGAUCGUCCCAGGUAUAGCCUGGUAUGCUACAAUGACCGCCGCGAGACGCUGUGCGUGGGAUCCAUUUCCUCAACCAAUGAACACGGUCUCCAGUUUGAGCUACAGGCGAGCCUAUACGCUAGUUUUCGCGACACCGCCGGAAAGCGCUGGAGCUGUAUGUUUCUAAAGGAGUCUCAGAUGGAGUCUUUCUUGGCGGUGCUUGGGAUUGCCCUCUACGCCUUGGCAGGCCAGCCUGCACACGCGACCGUCAUCGGCGACUUUGCACCACCAGCAGGGGAGAUCAGGCUCGGUCUGCAGCAUCGUGUGAAGGUGCGUUAUUCCGCCUUUGCCAUUCGCAAAGGUGAUGUCAUGAAGCUUGGGGAGCUGCUGGAGACGAACGGGGACCGCCCGUACAACUUUCAGCCAGUGCAGUCAACGAUGGCGCUUCACCCAGAGGCAAAAGGCUUUGAGUCGAGUGUGCUUGGGAUGAUGGAAGACACGUGGCGCACCGUCGUGGUGCCGGCGACGCUUCCGCGCUCGGGCGGGAGGCAGCUGUACGGCGGUGACAGCGUGAUCUUCGUGCUGCAGGUCGUCCGCAUUCUUCACGAUGACUCUCCAAUGACGGCAGAAGCCAAAGUUCCCGCGGUCUUUGCCGCCACCACCGACAACGCCUCCGCCUUGGUCCCGUUUUCUGCGCAGACGAGGGACGCGAAUGGCACAAAACUUGUUGUGCUGCACAGUGAGCGGAGGGAGGGGAAUACCGGUGGCGAUGUGUCGCUUCUUCAUACGUCUGCCUGCGGUCUGGAAGGCGGCGGCGUACCCACGGAGCACAUUGCAAUGAUACAAAAGUUGGGGGCGCAGAUUGGUAGAGCCAUAACUGACGCGCGUGACGUGCGCGACGUUGCUGUGUGUGUCACUGGGGAGUGGAAGCAGGCCGUCAACCGACCAACGCCGUCGGCUCUGACGAACGCGGCCUUGGAGCAGUCCGUGAAGCAGCUCAUUAUGGAGAACGAACGCGUCAUGGAUGACAUUACACGCCGUGAUGAACUGCUGCAGGCUCUUGACCAGCGGAAUCGCGAGCUGCAGAAGCGUGUGGAUGUCGCAGCCAUGGUGUCACAACAGCUGCUCGACGAAAAUAAUGAUUCCGUACGCACAGCCUCGGACAUGAAGCUGGAAAAGGAACGUCUUGUCAUGAAGCUGCAGGAACAGAUUAAUCAGGUGGCUCAUGAACGAGAUGACACCCAGCGUCAUCUUGAAACCGUCAAGAAAUUACUUGGGGUCUCCGACGAGGAGCUGAGUCAGCUACGAGGCAAGUCUGACGUUCACGCCAUACAGUCAGAGAGUAUGAUGACAAAGUUAAACACCACACAGGAUGCUUUGGCUGAGGAGCGUGCACGUCGCAAAGGCCUGGAGGCGAAGGUGAUGACUUUGCAGGAGGAGAUUAGAAACGCUGAGUCCGAACUGCAUCUUAAAACUGCCCAACUGGAAGAGCUGCGUCGCAUGGCUGAUAUGGAGCGGGCACACUAUGCCCAAAUCAUGGAGGAUGAGCGGCAACGUCGUGGGUUUGAGGCACAUCAAUUGCGUAGUGAGAUUGUGUCGGAUUUACAGUUGCGCGACGCCAAGUAUCAGGCCGAUCGUGCGCGUGUAGCGGAGGACAACUUUGGACGUGGGCAGGCUGAAGGCAAAGAGAUUGGCAGACGUGAGGCCCGCAUUUAUGUGGAUACUCAGCUGGAAGAGCUCCAGCUUGACGCACAGAGGGCUCUGACGGAGCUGGAUACAUCCAAAACCGAUCUACGACGUGCAAUCGAGGAGGGCAUGGCACAAAACCGCACAUUGGGGGCCAAAGUGGCGAAGCUCAAAAGGCAAAUGUAUGAGGAGACGCGAAAACGAGUACGGUUGGAGUUUCAGUUGCAUGGCAUGCGCAUGAAAGUACGGUGUGCACGGGAUAACCUCAUGGCUGCCUUUACAUCUGCUGUGUAUCGACUGCAGCGACCAGCGGAGGUAGCGAACUUAGUGCAGCUUCUGGACGCGGUAAAGCAGCGGCGGAAGUUGGACUUCAGCUUUGAGAAACGGAGCCAGGCGGCUGAGGAACUGGCGUCCGUGCAACGUCGCCUUGAAUGGAUUGAGUCGAGCAUGCUGUCUCUAUAUCGCAGCAGGGCUGAGGCUAUUUAUCUUGCCUGGGUGGAACCACUGCUGGCGGAGCAGAAGGCGACAGUGGAGGCGGUGCGCCAUCUUUGGAUGGAGCGCGAUGGUAGCGCCUACUAUGAACUCAGCGCGGCAGAAACACACGAGCGCUUUGUGAUUGGGCAAGCAAUGGAAUUGUUCUUUCAAGAACUCUCUGCGUUUUUCACGGAGCAUAUGAGACAGCGCGGUGAACUCUUUAAUGACGCGGAAAGAGCAUACAGAGAGAGUUUGGAAGAUUACAUGGCGGCCACGGACGCGAUCCAUGCACAUCGGCUUGGCGAACUUCAGGCAUGGCGGGAACUGCAGGCGGAGUGCAUGGCGGCACGCAGUGCCACGGAGGAGGAACAGGUGACGGCAUUCCGCUGUCUUCUGUUGGAGGCGCUGACUGGAAUGAUCACAGCGGAUCAAAGCGCCUUCAUGGAGGCAGAGGAGCGGGAACGAGCCAUUGUGGAUGCGGACCAGUGUGCCGAGUUUAGCGGGAUGCUCUUUGACUGUAGCGAGGGGCUGGAAGCGCUGCGGCAGCUCGCGGCUGUUGUUGAAGCGCAAAAUAACCUGGUGGCGGCAGAGGCACAGUCCCGCGCGGGUAUUGCGGCGGCGGAGGGGGGUGCCCUGGGGGAUCUCACUGAGGAGGAGUUGCGAGAGCGACCACCACCACCACCACCGCCGCCGCCGCAGUCGACGGUUGUGGAGGAUGCGAUCACCAGCGAAGGCACGCCUGGCAUGCAUCGUCUGCAGCGUUCCGUGGAGAGGGAGGGCGAGGAAGAGGCGGCGUCGUUUUGCGAUGGGUCGCGGGUUCUGCAUCCAUUGGAAGGAGCGGACCAAGACCCCGCGGCGUGGGAGCACGCAAAAAGCGAUAGCAGCGAAGCACGCUCCACUGCGGCUCCACCAUCACCGCCAGCUGCUUGUGUAGCUUCGCGGCCCACGCAGGCGGCGGCGGUGAAGUCCAACCUCUUCGGCUUCUCCAGUGGCGACGACGACGACGACGCGGGGAUGCAAGGCUGGUGCCAGCGGUGCAGCGGCCCGCGGUGA